AUGAUUGCCUGGAAUAAGCGGUCAUGGUUUGAACGCGUCUGGACUAUCCAGGAGGUCGGCCUCUGUCGCGAAGCGGUGUUUCAAUGCGGUUCAAAAACCAUUACAGUUGAGCUUGUUGCAUUGGCCUGCCACGUAUUUGACUCCAGCAUCGUGCGGCUUUCUGACAACGUACCGGAACCGGAAACACUGCAGAUUUUGGCUGCCGCUCAGCAGCGAAACUCAGCACACAUCCUGGGCUCUCGCCGGCGUCGACAAAGGUUCAACCAGGGACUCGACGAAGGAGAGACCCUUCUUGCCCUCUUGAAGAAAUUUUUCACUGAGCGAACUUCUUUGGUCACAUACAUCCCGGAUCGCAUCUACGGACUUCUUGGUCUGGCCGUUGAUGCGGGACAACUGGGUAUCGUACCCGAUUACACAGAUGAUGAUCCAUGUCCUUCCUUUACAGCAGCGGCAAGGGCCAUGAUUGAGAGCGGAGGAGUCGAACUACUGUCGUAUUCCCAGUUCCCAAAAGAACGAGCUUUGGAGCGUCUGCCGUCGUGGGUCCCCGACUGGCGACCUAUGCUGCAGAAACCCUUCAAUCAUAUCCAUGACAGAGUGGAUGAUCACCAGUUUAUGGCUGGUGGUGAAACCACUGUCACUCUGGUUCCUACCGAGUCAACUUCGGUUCUAGGAAUCCGCGGCUACAUUGUCGACACAAUCGAACAAGUCACCUCGAAAUGGAACGGCGGCGAUUUCCAAGACAGGCUGAGCAACUUUCGCGACGCCCAGCAGCUCUUUGAGCUCGCAAUGACAAAAGAGGACCCGAUCUACGACGACCCUCAGCGUCGUGCCGAGGCACUGUGGCGCGUGCCGAUCGGCGACCUCUACGACGCCGACGACAUAUUUUCCUGCCGAGCGCCAUCCGCCGCCAAGUUUCAUUAUGAUCGAUGUAUCGCGUUGUUGGAAAUCGCCGUGACGGAUGAUUUCGGCGCUGAUGCCGAGGAGCAGAUGGCCAAUUAUGCGAAGCUGAGACAUUUCCAGAAACCAUACUCGACAUAUCAGAGCGCUGUGUCUGGACUCCUUGGAAUGCGGCCGUUUGUGACCCGGAGUGGGUUCCUGGGCAUGUGUGCUGGAGGUACAACAGAGGGAGACAUUGUGGUCGUUAUCUGUGGCUCAAGGAUUGCUCACAUUCUCCGGCCACUGCAGGGCGGAGAGUGCUUCUCAUUUGUGGGUGAGGCAUAUUGUGACGGCAUCAUGGACGGCGAAAUCGUGCAACGGAGGCCCGAGACGACGUUCUUGAUUGUGUGA
Molecule: messenger RNA, 1287 nt
Organism: Verticillium alfalfae VaMs.102
Lineage: Eukaryota; Fungi; Ascomycota; Sordariomycetes; Glomerellales; Plectosphaerellaceae
Product: heterokaryon incompatibility protein
Exons: 1
Coding region: 1-1287 (428 amino acids)
Source: RefSeq, a predicted model, not a curated record